Oryzias latipes (Japanese medaka) is the source of this 1197-nucleotide messenger RNA. RefSeq names its product tumor protein p53-inducible nuclear protein 2. Gene Ontology annotation, biological process: autophagosome assembly; positive regulation of DNA-templated transcription. Gene Ontology annotation, cellular component: nucleus; autophagosome. NCBI's taxonomy places the organism in Eukaryota, Metazoa, Chordata, Actinopteri, Beloniformes, Adrianichthyidae. The record is from RefSeq and is a predicted model, not a curated record.
AUUUAUUAGUUACUGUUUUGUACUAUUGUAUUCUACUCGACUGAACUUAAAAUAAAGGAUUUGUUUUAAAAUAUGUUCCUACUCUAAAAAUGUUCCCUCCCGGUUUCAAAUUUGGUUUCGUCCGUUUCCUUUCCGAGGCAGACUUGUUUAUGUGUGACGUGGCCGUAGCACGAGCUGGAUGCUGCGAUCUGAUUGGGCAAGAGGCGGUGACGUCAGGACUGAGACGCCCCCCCCCCCCCCUUUCAGAGGUAAACAACUUUUCCAUCGCGGCGCACUCAGGGAACAAAACAACACGAUCCGGUUCGACCGUCAGAACUUCUGCUGGACCGGGUGAGCGUAGAGACUGUGACAGAAGCGUGGAGAUGAUCGGCAGGAUCCUCUUUAACCUGCUGGGGGGUGCAGGAGACGACCCGGCAGACGACUGCUGCCAUCACCUGACGGAGGUGGAGGACGAGGGCUGGGUGCUGGUCAACCUCCCAGAGAACGUUGGCGCUUCGGCCUCGGGUACGGAUUCUCUGGAGAACCUGCUGAUCGAGCAUCCCAGCAUGUCCGUCUACCAGAGGAGAUGCGGAGAGGAGGAGCUAACCACCGACGAGGAGGAGGAGGAGGAGGACCCCUCCAGGCCGGUCACCGUGGCGCGGCGCCCGUCCUGGCACCUGGCCGGUGGCGGGAUUCUGCUGGCGUGGAGCGAGCCGCCGCUGGCCGUGCGGAGGUCCUGGAGCCCGGCGGAGAGGAAGAAGCUGAGCCGCGGCGCCCUGCACAGGCAUAACCUGGCCAGGGUUCGAUUCUCGGUGGGGGCGAGACGCUACGGCCACUUCAAGCAGCCCUGCCAGCGACUGUACAACUACUGAGCUCCGCCCCUUCCUGCUCUGGUCCUCUCAGGUUUCCUGUCAGUGCUGCACUGCCGUCUCUGUGCAAUGGAGGCAUCACGCAUCACAGUGAAUGUUUGCCAGAAAGUGUGAGAAACGACGAAAAGGAGUGGAUUACUUUGUGUCAUUUAGAUUACUUUGGUAGAGUAGAGAGUACUUUAACUGCAUGGAAUUGUAGGUGGAAGGUGGAAGAACACGACCUUCGUUUUCCUGCUGAAAAUUCCUCACAUAAAAGAACUUUUGUACGACAAUUGUUUGGAAAAAAUGCUUUUUAUUUGUGUGUUUUUGAAAUGUUACAAAAAAGUAAAUAAAAACUUGUUUUUAUAAA